AUGUCUCCAUCACAGGCCGAGACUGAGACUGACCCUCGGCGGUCCGACCACGUCGUCAAACGUGUCUCACGAGCCUGUCUUCACUGCAGGCAGCGCAAAUCACGCUGUGAUCUCGACACCAACGGCAACGGCAACCCGGGCAAGCCACCCUGUCAACGCUGCGUGCGCGAGCAUCGUGAAUGCAUUCUUGGUGGUUCCAACCGUGGAGGCCGGCGCAUUCGCAAGAACAAAAUCAAGAACUUCACCCCGGCCACCAAUCCCUCCCCGAGCAAGGACUCGGAAGAAAUCACGAGCCCGAAUAGCUCUGAGGCGCGCCAACCUCCAUCAGCUUCUUACCCCGGCCCGGUGGUUUUUCUGCCCCCAAAUCCAGCUACCUCCGGAGCCGUCGAAGAAGAAGAAGCUUCCAUCGACUCAGUUCCGCGUAACCCCUCCGAUGCCUGGCAAUGUCUGACCGGGAUCGCCACCCAGGAUAAUGGCACCGCCCCAGAGGGCCAGGAUGAACGCGUCCGAUCAGACUCGGGUACUUUCUCAACAUAUAAUAAUGGUCUGCGGAAUGGUGUUGUCGCAGACUUUAAUACCCCGAAUGCUGGCAUCAGGGCAUAUAGGCUAGUCCAGUUACGAUCUCUGGAUCCCGGAACUGUCUGGCAGCUCGUUACUCGCUAUGCAGAUAACUUCCACCCAUAUCUCCCAUUGGUUCCGCGCAAAUACUUUGAGCGCUCGGCUUUGGAUGAUUUCGCAACUAACGAGAAAUAUUUGCUGACUGCGGUCCUAACCAUUGCGUCGAAGGAUUUGGUUGACAGGCCCGAGAUCCACGAAUACUGUUCAAAAUACAUGCACGAGCUGAUCUCGGGUAUCGCUGCGGGAGCAGACUGUGACGUCGAGGCCGUAGAGGCUCUACUUCUCCUAGCCGAGUGGGAGCCGCAAGGUCUACGGCCUCGCGUAGAGCGUGUUGGACGCGGAGAGGAGGACCGAGCUGCAUGGAUGCAUGUUGGGCUCGCCCUGCGCUCGGGCUACUUCAUCGGACUAGACCGGACAUCCUUUCGUGGAGACCCAUAUGGCGAUCAAGCAACUGAAGCUCGCCGACGGCUAGCCUGGGCUAGCUGCUAUGUCUCUGAUCGUCUCAUCUCCGUGCGUAUUGGGAGAGCUUUCUGGUCUCGAGGACCGGGCCCAAUGACCGGUCUUGUGAGUCAGGAUUUCCCAUCGCUGCAGCCAGCCAAGGAAGGUGAUGAGGACUACUCAAAGAUUUUUCAAGCAAUGCUGGAUCUUACACAGCUCUAUGGAAAUGUCCACGAGGUGUUGUAUUCUGGAAUGCGAACCAGCAACCAGAUGAUGCUCAUGGGCGAUUACGUCAAAUAUGUCGACGACUUUCGACUAGCGAUCCUACGGUGGAAGUCUUUGUGGGGACCUUUAGACUGCUCUCCACCAAUGCGGGCUACUUUAGAUCUGUCAUACGAGUACCUGCGCCUAUACACGACUGCAUUUGCCUUCCAGGCCGCAAUUUCCCAGUCGUUAGUGAAGCCGAAGACCGAUGGAAGCUCCCAUCGUGAACAGCUGAGGAGUACUUUCAAAAAUGUCGCCUCGAUGCAAGAUUCCCGAUUCAUUUACGAGUCUGUCGAUGCGGCGAAAGCCUAUCUGACGAUUCUCGUUGACUCCGUGGAUCCAGAGCGGCAUCUGCAUUUCAUGCCGCUGCGAUUCUACUUAUAUGGCAUUUACUCGGCCGUCUUCCUCUACAAGGCUCGCUCUUUCGGCAUGAUGGUCCCUUCAGAAGAAGCCAAGGUACAAGGCCUAGUCGCACGUACCACUGAAGUUUUGAGACAAUCUAGCGCCGGUAAAGACGACAUUGGAUCGCGUUACUCUCGAUUGCUGGAGUUACUAUGGAAAACCAAAUCAUCCGUCGGUAAUACAUCGACGGAGACACCUCACAGCAAUGACUUUGCGAUGCAAACCGCACUGUCUAACCCGGUUACCGACCACACAUAUAUGGACUUUAGUCCAGCGAAUGAUUUUUCAUGGCUUGACUUGGAAGCUGUGGGUGACUAUGUCUCCGGGGAUGCAAUUUCGGGUGGUCUGCUAGGGUUGGAUGCGUUUCAAAAUCCUUCCGAUCCUUACCAGCCAGGUCAAGACCGGUCGCAGAGUUGGCAACCAUCGACCUGGCUCGGUGAUAUGAGCAGCAACCUUCUCUUCUAG
Penicillium waksmanii is the source of this 2187-nucleotide messenger RNA. Its product is annotated as Zn(II)2Cys6 transcription factor. Gene Ontology annotation, biological process: regulation of DNA-templated transcription; DNA-templated transcription. NCBI's taxonomy places the organism in Eukaryota, Fungi, Ascomycota, Eurotiomycetes, Eurotiales, Aspergillaceae. Gene Ontology annotation, cellular component: nucleus. The record is from RefSeq and is a predicted model, not a curated record. Bases 1 to 2187 code for a protein of 728 amino acids. Gene Ontology annotation, molecular function: DNA binding; DNA-binding transcription factor activity, RNA polymerase II-specific; zinc ion binding. The transcript has 4 exons.